Odocoileus virginianus texanus is the source of this 1833-nucleotide messenger RNA. NCBI's taxonomy places the organism in Eukaryota, Metazoa, Chordata, Mammalia, Artiodactyla, Cervidae. The record is from RefSeq and is a predicted model, not a curated record.
AGGAAGUGUGUCAUUUAGUGACUACCAAGAUUUAGUUUUGAUUGGUUGAGAGAGUUGCGUGGCUUCAGACUUAGACUGGAUUGGUUUGUGAUUAGGAAUGCGGUUGCAGGAUUGGUGAAUGAACUUUCCGAUAGUAGGAAGUGUGGCCUACCCGAGUUCCUGGUUGCGCAGAGACCGGAAGAGUGGCUGUUAUUUACAUAUUUGGCACUUAGUCUAGAGAUACUGGCUCCCGAGAGAUUUGACGCAGUGACUGGUCUGAGUGAAAUUAUAGUCUCAGGCUAGGGCCAUGGCCGACUCGAAGCUGCUGGUGCCGGAGCUGAACGAUGCAGAGACGAUGGGCGCUGAGACGUCGCGUUUCGAGGAGCUGCUGCUUCAGGCCUCCAAGGAGCUCCAGCAAGCCCAGACAAGCAGACCAGAAUCCACACAGAUACAGCCUCAACCUGGUUUCUGCAUCAAGACCAACUCAGCUGAAGGGAAGGUUUUCAUCAACAUCUGUCACUCUCCCUCCAUCCCUCCGCCGGCUGACUUGACUGAGGAUGAGCUGCUUCAAAUGCUGGAGGAAGACCAGGCUGGGUUUCGCAUUCCCAUGAGUUUGGGAGAGCCACAUGCGGAAGUGGAUGCAAGUCAGUGCCUUGAGAAGACCCAGGAAUCUACCCCCCACCCCCACCCCCAUGGUCCUUUCUUCCCUAGGACCAAAGAUUCCAGUGCCCUGGACCACCCUCCCUCAGAACCUAGAAACUCGUUCUCCUGCACCCCCAACCCCCUAUCUGAUUCUUUUCCCCAAGGCAUAUCUUUAACCUCCUGGGUAUCCACAACCUCACUGGGCAGUCCUGGUUCUACUCACCUGGUCAGGCUGGCACUUCUCCCUGCCUCACCCCAGGAGAGAGUGGGGCUGGGCAGGUGCUCAUUAGCUAAUCUGACUCUAGUCCUUGGCCAGCUCUCAUUCACCCCUGUUUUCUCCUGCACCCUUUUCCCCUGUCUCUAUGUCACUGCCUUGUCUAAUCUCUUUUCUGUUGAGUUUCUGUCUCUAUAUCCUUGUUUUUUCAAUUCACAUAUGUCCCUUAAGCCUCUUGGGAUGAUGCCUUGGCCAGUGCCUUGGGGAGUAGGCACUUAUCAAAACCCAGAAUCUGCCCUUGAGAAACUCUCAGUCUUGGAUGAGGGCAGAGGAAGCAGAUGCAAUUUCAAUAUGGUGUGAUUCUGUGCUGGGUUGGAGGGGGUUCUUCACUCCCACUAAAGGAUUAGGGAAGGCUUCCUGGAGGAGGGCACAUUGGAUAUAAGAUUGGAAGGAAUCAGAGCAGCUCAUCAGGCCAAGAUAGAGAAGAGGGUUCUAGGCAGAGAGGAGAGAGGGGUCCAGAGGCUGGAGAAAUGAUUCAGUUGGUCAGUGAUCAGUAGUGAUGGGAGAUUUACAGGGAUGAAGUGCCAGAGAACUGAAAUUCUCUGCAGCUGGAAGGGGGUUAACCACGCAGGGCCUCCAGCGUCAGGCUGAAGAACUCAGCCUUCCCCCAGUGGCGCUGGGGAGCCCUGGGAGGACUGUGAACUGGGGAGGGUCAGGGUGAGCUCUGGGACUUGGUGGGCAAGGGCCAGAGGGGAAAAGACUAGAGACGAGGUCGUGGGUAUGAGUCCAGACUGGCAAGCUCAGUAUCUUUGACUUCCUAAUUGUCUCUGGGUCUGUCUGGGUCUGUGGCUGCUGUCCUUGAUUGUGUUUUCCUUGACUGUGUCUGGGCCAGGGGGUUCCCACCGAGGGCUGGGGGGUCUCACCCCCUUUCUCUCCCCGCAGAAGGCCAGGGUUGUACCGCCUACGACGUAGCUGUCAACAGCGACUUCUUCCGGAGG